Molecule: messenger RNA, 3574 nt
Organism: Zingiber officinale
Lineage: Eukaryota; Viridiplantae; Streptophyta; Magnoliopsida; Zingiberales; Zingiberaceae
Exons: 5
Coding region: 570-3365 (931 amino acids)
Source: RefSeq, a predicted model, not a curated record
UGUUUGAACUGUCGCAAAAUAACAGAGAAGAAAAGCAAAAGGAAGAAGACAUCGGGCCUGUUUCUGGCAUCCGCCAUCCUCCACUUGCUACUGCUGCAUUCUUCUUGAUCCCUCUAAUUACAGGGAGGAAUAAAAAGGCAAAAAAAAAAAAAAGGGUGGGAUUUCAGCAUUUGCAACUUCAAAGAAUGUGAGGGGGAUUGGGGGAAGGAAGAAGAAUGCGCUCCGACACCGCACUCUCCUUUCAAGGCUUUCCUUGUUUCCAUAAGCUUUAACUAUUUGUUUACUAGUUAAUCCUCCUCGGAUUUCGCUCAGUUCGACUCUCUCUCUCUCUCUCUCUCUCUCUCUCUCUUUGGCUUCUUUGUUCUGCGUGCUCUGCGACUGCGACUGCUAGACUGCGACGAGUUCUAAGGGAAGCAUUUAAUUUGUUGCUUGCCAGCUGCACUGCCAAAAGGAUGAUGAGAAAAAGGAAGAAGACGCUCCAUUGAUUGCUGAGUAGUAAUAAGCAAUCGCUGUCCUGCUGCCUUUUGCUACUCAGCCUUUCUUGAGGGGGGUUUUACGGUGGCCUGGAGAUGAGUCUCGCCAUCGCGGAGAGGAAGGCACAACAGAGGCAGCCGGGUGGGUUCGUCGGCGUCUUCUUCCACCUUUUGGAGUGGAACCGACGGCUCGCAAAGAGGAAGCUUUUUUCUCGGAGGAAGCUCCUCCCUCCAGUUCGGGCAGUGAAAGCGGCGAAGGCGUUCGCCGCCGAUGAGAAGAUGCCAUUGGCGAAAUUGCUGCUGAUCGAUGAUGAGAACCACUACCAGGGUGAUUUUCCCAGCACGAAAAAGCUCGACGAUCUGGGACGUGGGAUGCGGGCUCCUGGGCUGGUGGCCAGGUUGAUGGGUCUCGAAUCCAUGCCUGUUGUCGCGCAUGAAAGGCCACGAAAGGCUACAUACUGCAGCUGCCUUGCCAACAGGGAGGAAAGUGGUGGGGUGUUUCACCGAAUCGAUCAGGAUCUGCGUGUGGAAUCUGGUGGGAUUGGGAAACAGGAGAGCAGACCGCAGAAGUUGAGGAAGACUGGAGGGUUCUUGGAGAGACAUCCCAUUGAUGAAGGCCACGGGAAAGCUUAUCUUCCGGGGAAGAAGAAGAAGAAGACGGUGCUCUCUUCCCCCUCAAAGAAUAAGCUUCACAAGCUACCUGCCCCUGUGAAAAGCUCGCGGUUACCACCGGGCAGGUUAAUGAAGGCUGCUACUAGAAUUCUGGAGCCUGGUUUGCAGACUGGAGGCCGGGCUAAAGUGGCAAUAACCUACAAGGAUUCUUCAAACUUUGACGCAGAAGGCAUUGAUAUCGUCACGACCUUGAAGGACUCUAAUGAAUCAUUCUCUGAUUCUGUUUCUGAAUCUAGCUUGACCUGUAGGAGAUUAGAUGACAGAUUCCGAUUCCAACCAGGUGAUGAAGAAACUCCGAGACAAAGGAUUGGUUCAUCUUCUUUUGAUAUUGGUAAUCCUUCUUGCUCUCAUGCUGAAAUUGCAUUAGGUAGUUUUAGUUCGUUUGCCUUGCAUGGUGAACAGUGUAAUGGCUUUGAGAUGCUUAAACCCGUUCAAUCUAAGAUCGUCAUGCAAAACAACGUGGAGGAGCUUGGUCAGAAGAAUAACCAAUGUGCAUGCAAGACUAAGCUUGAUAGGUCAUCGAAUAGGCUUAGGAGGAAUCAACUUAGGCAGAAUCAAGCCAGUGGAAAAAAUGCUAUUUCAAGAGACAAAGUAGCAUUUGGAACCAAGGUUAGUUCAAGUAAGCAUGGUGGAAGAGAUGCAAAUAAGCUCAGUAGUGCAAAAGGUUCUGCUUUUGUGGUUAGAAACGCAAGCAAAGACAGUUGUUCAAAGUUGGCUUAUGAACAAAAUAGCAAUAGAAGAGAAUUAGAUACUAACACUAAGAAGAACAUGUCGCAUAAGAGAACAAUAAGUACUUUCUGUGGAGAACAUGUUGAAACCAGACGCACCACUUCUACCAAGCAAAAUACUGGAAUCAAUUUAAGUGAUAGAAAGGGGGUUGAACAAAACAGUAACAGGUCUGUCAGCAAAAGAUGUAUCAAAAGCAAUUCAAAUUACCAAAGUGGUGAUGUAUCUGGUUUCAAGAGCAGUGAUAUUUUUUGUUUCACAUUGAAUUCACCGAUUAUGCAUACACUUGGAUCACCUUCUUACAAGGAAAAGGAGAAGAACAGGACUACAAAUGGGUACAUAAACAACAUUGAUUGUGAUUCAACCUUGGAGUUGGAUACGCGGAGUAACAUGAUAUCUAACAGAAUAGCUACAUUGAGAGGGGAUGAAUUAAGGAAUCUGCUUGAAGAAAAAAUUAAGGAAUUUACUUCCAUUGAUCAGGACUUACUAGUUAGAGCUGCAAGGCCUUUUCCUUGUCUAGAGGAUCUAGGAACUGCCUUCAUAGCUGGACAGAAUGAACAUAAAAAUACUGGUGCCUGCUCCGAGAAAAUUGUCACCUCUUCCUGCUCAGACUCAUCUUGUUUUCCUACGCAAACACAGGACAAUGUCAAAAUCAGCCCUGCAUCAGUUCUUGAUUUGGAGAGUAGUCAGCUUAGCCCAAUAUCCAUUCUAGAGGCUACAUUUUCCAAUGAGAGUUGCUCAAUUGGGAGCCUUUAUGCCAGUUCAGGUGGAAAGCUGCAGUUUGGUUUGGUGGAAAGUUGCAACACACCACAGUCAACUGACACAGAGAAUGAACUUUUGGAUUCAGCAACUUCAGUUGAUCUCAGGUCUAUUGUGGACAAAAUCCAUCUUCUGAAUUGCAUAACUUCAACUGCUGAUGAUAUUCAUUGUGAUGUUGGAUUUUCAAACGCUAAACUUUGUGAAUCCAGGCAUUUCGCUUCAAAUGCACAACUGUUGUUUGAAAAUUUCACCUCGAAUGGGCCAGAAGUUGGUUCUUUAGACAUUUCUCUAGAAUCAUCUCUUUUAGACUUGCUACAAGCUAUUUGCGACACACUUCAGAUACCAACCGUUGAUCCCUGUUAUAAUGGGUUAAAAGGAACAGAUCAACUAAGAGAGUUGCUAUUUGAUUGCAUGAUCGAAUGCCUGGAUUCAAACUAUAGCUGUUCAAGCAAGUCUGGUUUCAUGACAUAUCUUAAGAUACCUUUCCAUUUAACCCGAGAAAAAUUGUUGGAAGAACUUGACAGGCAAAUAAGAGAAUGGAUGGAUUUGGCAGGCAACUUUUUGGAUGAUUUGAUCAAGAAUGGAAUGAAAAGCUCAACUGAAAAGUGGACAGUAUGUAAGAUGGAAGUGUUUGAGACCGGCAUGGAUCUAGAGAGCAGCAUUCUUCAGACUUUGGUGGAAGAAACUGUGACCGAUUUCUGCUGGCAGAUGUUGAACAUCAGAAGUUGCAACUGAUGGGUCGAUUGGUCUCAUAAACAAGCCCUGAUUUUGUGUUUCUUGGUUUCUUACUGUAUUUAAGACACUAAGAAGCAAAAAAUCAAGUUUUGUACAAAUUGCCAGAAGAUUUGUGAAAAGGGUUGAUUGCCGAGUCGAUGUAUUUUUUUGCUCAAUCUUUGGAUUUGCUUUGUGGCCUCAAUUACAUAUUAUGAGUUGAUUCCCUUUUA